Messenger RNA from Salmo salar (Atlantic salmon), 1747 nucleotides. RefSeq lists its product as uncharacterized. Gene Ontology annotation, cellular component: membrane. NCBI's taxonomy places the organism in Eukaryota, Metazoa, Chordata, Actinopteri, Salmoniformes, Salmonidae. The record is from RefSeq and is a predicted model, not a curated record.
GAGAUGAAAUCUGCUGCCUUCUUUCAGAGUGCUGUCGCCUAACAAUGCAGUUUCAAUCUACAAUCUUUGUGAUUGUCUCUUCUAGCUAAGAGGUUAAAGGGUUAUCUCCUCCUCCAAACUACAAAACACAGAGGAAGUCUUGUGUUAUUGUGUGUUUGACCGCAGACCUCUAGUCUGAUCAUUGUGCAUGGCAUUACCACCACACGGUCUCAUCAUUUCGACAUAGAUCAAGUUUGACUUCCUGUCUAUCUAUAUUUUGAGAUGAAAACUCUGUUUCUGCUACAGAUCUGUUGGCUGGAAAUCAUCACAGGAAUCAGAGUUGAACCUUCAGUGGACCAGUAUGGGUUGAAGGGGGGUUCAAUAUGUCUGGAUGUUGCAGAACCUGAGAUUCUCAAGGGACUUAAAUGGAAGACGGGCAGUGAUGUAAUAGUUGAUGAUGAAGAGAUCUCUCCUAAAUACAAGGAGAAGGUGGAUUAUAACUCUGUGAACCAUUCUCUGUGUAUAAAGAAUCUGUUGAACACAGACAGUAGAAUGUACAUGGGAAGUGCAAUUAAUCAGAGAGACUGGACAUAUUCAUCUACCACAUACAGACUAAAGGUGCUGGAUCAUGUUCCCAAACCAGUCAUGGAUGUCACAUCUCUCUUCAACACAAGUGUGGGACUCUGUGAUGUCACAGUGAACUGUUCAGGUAAAGAUGGCUGGAUGUUGUCUGUCUGUGGAUGGGGUCAGUGUACACUGUCACAACAGUUACUGUCUCUGUCUGGGGUCAAUGUCAUCAUCUCCAAUGGCAACGGGACUAUCCAAUGCACCAGCAGCAACCACGUCAGCACCCAGACCAUCUCUCAACCCAUGGAGGACAUAUGUAUUGAUGAGAAGGACGCCAAAGCUUCAGCAUUAUCAGUCAGGACCAUUGUGGCCAAUAUUGUUCGAUCAGUGAUUGUCUGUGUUGGAUUGGCAGUCACCAUAAUGGCCAUCAUCAAGGUCAAAAGAUGGAUAUCCUCAAAAGAAGAUGACUCAACUCAGGAAGUCAUCGUUGAAGUCGCUGACACCACAGUGAAUGAUUCAGCAGAGGUGAGGCCAGAACCACUGGGCCCUCCUGAGGUACAAACACUUUAUACAAAUGUGCAGAAACCAGGACAGCAACACUGAAUGGACUUCACCCAAUUGACCAGCGUUUUGUAUGAUAGACUAAUACAAUGGGACAAAAAUGUAACACAUAUUUAAUUUAGUAUCAUCUGCAGUGUAUAUUUGCUUAAAGGGAGAGCCGUGUCGGGUCGACUUCCACAACAACGAAGUGCAUUGAAGCAUGAGGCUAAACUCUGCAUGAUCUGAUGUGAAGCACACCCUACACAUGAACAGAUACUCUGUGAGUACAACGUCUUGCUCUGCUCUUAUCUACAAAUUCUGUGGUUCAUUCUGCUGGUCGUGGAAACAUCAUAUCGCUAAGUCUCAGUUUAAUGCAACUUGUGUUUUUGGAAUGUUGAAUGUCACACUUUGGUUGUGUUUUUGGAAUAUUGAAUGUCACACUUUGGUUGUGUUUUUGGAAUGUUGAAUGUCACACUUUGGUUGUGUUUUUGGAAUGUUGAAUGUCACACUUUGGUUGUGUUUUUGGAAUGUUGAAUGUCACACUUUGGUUGUGUUUUUGGAAUGUUGAAUGUCACACUUUGGUUGUGUUUUUGGAAUGUUGAAUGUCCCACUUUUUAAGUUCUUGUUUUUACAAAAAACAAUGAAUAAAUGAUUAAUUGAA